GCGAGAGGCCCAGCAGAUGCUGGCGGAGCUGGAGCAGCAGCGGACUCAGAGAGCCCUUCUACCAGCGCCGCGGGGACUCUAGCUUCAGGGGCUCUUCGCAGGCCCUGGGCGUGCCCCAGGGACGGGACCCGGCAAAGAUGACGUGGAUCUGUCUGUCCUGCAUGCUCUGGCCAGAGGAUCUGGAGGCCCCCAAGACACACCACUUCAAGGUGAAGACCUUCAAGAAGGUGAAGCCCUGUGGGAUCUGCCGCCAGGUCAUCACCCAGGAAGGCUGCACCUGCAAAGUCUGCAGCUUCUCCUGUCAUCGGAAAUGCCAGGCCAAGGUGGCUGCCCCCUGUGUUCCUCCAUCCAACCAUGAGCUGGUGCCCAUCACCACUGAGAACACACCAAAGAAUGUAGUGGAUACGGGAGAAGGAGCCUCCCGGGGUGGAAACACACGGAAAAACCUCGAGGACAACGGCUCCGCCAGGGUCACCCCGAGUGUCCAGCCCCACCUCCAGCCCAUCAGAAACAUGAGUGUGAGCCGGACCAUGGAGGACAGCUGUGAGCUGGACCUGGUGUACGUCACAGAGAGGAUCAUCGCUGUCUCCUUCCCCAGCACAGCCAAUGAGGAGAACUUCCGGAGCAACCUCCGUGAGGUGGCCCAGAUGCUCAAGUCCAAACAUGGAGGCAACUACCUGCUGUUCAACCUCUCUGAGCGGAGACCUGACAUCACGAAGCUCCAUGCCAAGGUACUGGAAUUUGGCUGGCCCGACCUCCACACCCCAGCCCUGGAGAAGAUCUGCAGCAUCUGUAAGGCCAUGGACACAUGGCUCAACGCAGACCCCCACAAUGUCGUUGUUCUACACAACAAGGGAAACCGAGGCAGGAUAGGAGUUGUCAUCGCGGCUUACAUGCACUACAGCAACAUUUCUGCCAGUGCGGACCAGGCUCUGGACCGGUUUGCAAUGAAGCGGUUCUAUGAGGAUAAGAUUGUGCCCAUUGGCCAGCCAUCCCAAAGAAGGUAUGUGCAUUACUUCAGUGGCCUGCUCUCCGGCUCCAUCAAAAUGAACAACAAGCCCUUGUUUCUGCACCACGUGAUCAUGCACGGCAUCCCCAACUUUGAGUCCAAAGGAGGAUGUCGGCCAUUUCUCCGCAUCUACCAGGCCAUGCAACCUGUGUACACGUCUGGCAUCUACAACAUCCCAGGAGACAGCCAGACUAGUGUCUGCAUCACCAUCGAGCCAGGACUGCUCUUGAAGGGAGACAUCUUGCUGAAGUGCUACCACAAGAAGUUCCGAAGCCCAGCCCGAGACGUCAUCUUCCGUGUGCAGUUCCACACCUGUGCCAUCCAUGACCUGGGAGUUGUCUUUGGGAAGGAGGACCUUGAUGAUGCUUUCAAAGACGAUCGAUUUCCAGAGUAUGGCAAAGUGGAGUUUGUAUUUUCUUAUGGGCCAGAGAAAAUUCAAGGCAUGGAGCACCUGGAGAACGGGCCGAGCGUGUCUGUGGACUAUAACACCUCCGACCCCCUCAUCCGCUGGGACUCCUACGACAACUUCAGUGGGCAUCGAGAUGACGGCAUGGAGGAGGUGGUGGGACACACACAGGGGCCACUAGAUGGGAGCCUGUAUGCCAAGGUGAAGAAGAAAGACUCCCUGCACGGCAGCACCGGGGCUGUCAAUGCCACACGUCCUACACUGUCGGCCACCCCCAACCACGUGGAACACACGCUUUCAGUGAGCAGCGACUCAGGCAACUCCACGGCCUCCACCAAGACAGACAAGACCGAUGAGCCUGUCCCUGGGGCCUCCAGUGCCCCUCAGGCAGCCCCUGCUGCCCUGAGUCCCCAGGAGAAGCGGGAGCUGGACCGCCUGCUGAGUGGCUUUGGCUUAGAGCGAGAGAAGCAAGGCACCAUGUACCACACCCAGCACCUCAGGUCCCGCCCAGUGGGGGGCCCGGCUGUGCCCUCCUCUGGACGCCAUGUUGUCCCUGCCCAGGUUCAUGUCAAUGGCGGGGCAUUAGCAUCUGAGCGGGAGACAGACAUCCUGGAUGAUGAGUUGCCAAACCAGGAUGGUCACAGUGCGGGCAGCGUGGGCACACUGUCUUCCCUGGACGGGGUCACCAACACCAGUGAGGGGGGCUACCCAGAGGCCCUGUCCCCACUGACCAAUGGUCUGGACAAGCCCUACCCCAUGGAGCCUAUGGUCAAUGGAGGAGGCUACCCCUACGAGUCUGCCAGCCGGGCAGGGCCUGGCCAUGCUGGCCACACGGUCCCCAUGCGGCCCUCCUACUCUGCACAGGAGGGUUUAGCUGGCUACCAGCGGGAGGGGCCCCACCCAGCCUGGCCACAGCCAGUGGCCACCUCCCACUAUGCCCAUGACCCCAGCAGUAUGUUCCGCUCUCAAUCCUUUUCGGAAGCCGAACCCCAGCUUCCCCCAGCUCCAGUUCGAGGGGGAAGCAGCCGGGAGGCUGUGCAAAGGGGGCUGAAUUCAUGGCAGCAGCAGCAGCAGCAGCCUCGCCCACCUCCACGCCAGCAGGAAAGAGCCCACUUGGAGAGUCUUGUAGCCAGCAGGCCCAGCCCUCAGCCAUUGGCAGAGACCCCCAUCCCCAGUCUCCCUGAGUUUCCGCGGGCAGCCUCUCAGCAGGAGAUUGAACAGUCCAUCGAAGCACUCAACAUGCUGAUGCUGGACCUGGAGCCAGCCUCCGCUGCUGCCCCACUACACAAGUCCCAGAGUGUCCCCGGGGCCUGGCCAGGGGCUUCUCCACUCUCCUCCCAGCCCCUCUCCGGAUCCUCCCGUCAGUCCCAUCCACUGACCCAGUCCAGAUCUGGCUACAUCACCAGUGGGCAUUCGUUGGGAACCCCUGAGCCAGCCCCGCGGGCCUCUCUGGAGUCUGUCCCUCCUGGCAGGUCUUACUCACCUUAUGAUUAUCAGCCGUGUUCAGCUGGGCCUAACCAGGAUUUCCGUUCAAAGAGCCCAGCCUCUUCCUCCUUGCCUGCCUUCCUUCCGACCACCCACAGCCCUCUAGGGCCUCAGCAACCCCCAGCCUCUCUCCCUGGCCUCACUGCUCAGCCUCUGCUCUCACCAAAGGAAGCGACUUCAGAUCCCUCCCGGACUCCAGAGGAGGAGCCAUUGAAUUUGGAAGGGCUGGUGGCCCACAGGGUAGCAGGGGUGCAGGCUCGGGAGAAGCAGCCUGCAGAGCCCCCAGCCCCUCUGCGGAGGCGGGCGGCCAGUGAUGGACAGUAUGAGAACCAGUCUCCAGAAGCCACAUCCCCUCGUAGCCCUGGGGUUCGCUCCCCUGUCCAGUGUGUCUCCCCCGAGCUGGCUCUUACCAUCGCUCUCAAUCCUGGAGGGCGGCCCAAAGAGCCCCAUUUGCACAGCUACAAGGAGGCCUUCGAGGAGAUGGAGGGAACCUCCCCGAGCAGCCCACCGCCGAGUGGGGUGCGGUCCCCCCCGGGUCUGGCCAAGACACCCCUGUCUGCUCUGGGCCUGAAACCCCACAACCCAGCAGACAUCCUGUUGCACCCCACAGGAGUUACCAGAAGAUGCAUCCAGCCAGAGCCCCGGAGCUAUGUGGAGUCUGUGGCACGGACAGCUGUGGCUGGGCCCCGAGCUCAGGACUCUGAGCCCAAGAGCUUUAGCGCUCCAGCCACUCAGGCCUAUGGCCACGAGACACCCCUGAGGAACGGGACCCUGGGUGGAUCCUUUGUCUCCCCCAGCCCCCUCUCCACCAGCAGCCCCAUCCUCAGUGCUGACAGCACUUCAGUGGGGAGUUUCCCAUCCGGAGAGAGCAGUGACCAGGGUCCCCGGACGCCCACCCAGCCUUUGUUGGAGUCUGGCUUCCGCUCAGGCAGCCUGGGACAGCCCAGCCCGUCUGCCCAGAGAAACUACCAGAGCUCUUCUCCUCUCCCGACUGUGGGCGGUAGCUACAGCAGCCCCGACUACUCACUUCAGCAAUUCAGCUCGUCUCCGGAAAGCCAGGCCCGAGCUCAGUUCAGUGUGGCUGGCGUCCACACAGUGCCUGGGAGCCCUCAGGCACGUCACAGAACAGUGGGCACCAACACUCCCCCUAGCCCUGGCUUCGGCCGGCGGGCCAUCAACCCCAGCAUGGCUGCCCCCAGCAGUCCCAGUUUGAGCCAUCGCCAGGUGAUGGGCCCACCAGGCACUGGCUUCCAUGGUAGCACGGUCUCCAGUCCCCAGAGCAGCGCAGCGACCACCCCGGGGAGCCCCAGCCUGGGUCGGCACCCAACAGGGGCCUACCAGGUUUCUGGCCUCCACAACAAUGUGGCCACCACCCCGGGGAGUCCCAGCCUGGGCCGGCACCCUGGGGCUCACCAAGGCAAUCUGGCCUCCGGUCUCCAUGGCAAUGCAAUAGCCAGCCCUGGAAGCCCCAGCCUGGGCCGUCACCUGGGAGGGUCUGGAUCUGUGGUUCCUGGCAGCCCCUGCUUGGACCGGCAUGUGGCCUAUGGUGGCUACUCUACCCCCGAGGAUCGGAGACCCACAGUGUCCCGGCAGAGCAGUGCCUCUGGCUACCAGGCUCCUUCCACGCCCUCCUUCCCUGUCUCCCCUGCCUACUACCCUGGCCUGAGCAGCCCUGCCACCUCCCCGUCGCCGGACUCAGCAGCCUUCCGGCAAGGGAGCCCAACACCGGCCUUGCCAGAGAAGCGAAGGAUGUCGGUGGGAGACCGGGCAGGCAGCCUCCCCAACUAUGCCACCAUCAACGGGAAGGUGUCUUCGCCUGUCGCCAGUGGCAUGUCCAGUCCCAGCGGGGGCAGCACUGUCUCCUUCUCCCACACUCUGCCCGACUUCUCCAAGUACUCCAUGCCAGACAACAGCCCGGAGACACGGGCUAAAGUGAAGUUUGUCCAGGACACUUCUAAGUAUUGGUACAAGCCUGAGAUCUCCAGGGAGCAGGCCAUCGCACUCCUCAAGGACCAGGAGCCGGGGGCCUUCAUCAUCCGUGACAGUCACUCCUUCCGAGGCGCCUACGGGCUGGCCAUGAAGGUGUCUUCGCCACCUCCAACCAUUAUGCAGCAGAAUAAAAAAGGAGACAUGACCCAUGAGCUGGUCAGGCAUUUUCUGAUAGAGACCGGCCCCAGAGGAGUCAAGCUCAAGGGUUGCCCCAAUGAGCCAAACUUCGGAUCGCUGUCUGCCCUGGUCUACCAGCACUCUAUCAUCCCAUUGGCCCUGCCUUGCAAGCUGGUCAUUCCAAAUCGAGACCCCACAGAUGAAUCGAAAGAUAGCUCCGGCCCUGCCAAUUCAACAGCAGACCUGCUGAAACAAGGGGCAGCCUGCAAUGUGCUCUUCGUCAACUCUGUGGACAUGGAGUCACUCACUGGGCCACAGGCCAUUUCCAAAGCCACAUCUGAGACAUUGGCUGCAGACCCCACGCCAGCUGCCACCAUUGUUCACUUCAAAGUCUCUGCCCAGGGAAUCACUCUGACUGACAACCAGAGAAAGCUCUUUUUCAGACGCCACUACCCCCUCAAUACUGUCACCUUCUGUGACCUGGAUCCACAGGAAAGAAAGUGGAUGAAAACAGAGGGUGGUGCCCCUGCUAAGCUCUUCGGCUUUGUGGCCCGGAAGCAGGGCAGCACCACGGACAACGCCUGCCACCUCUUUGCUGAACUUGACCCCAACCAGCCGGCCUCUGCCAUCGUCAACUUCGUCUCCAAGGUCAUGCUGAACGCCGGCCAAAAGAGAUGAACCCUGCCCCUUGCCCAGGGCCAGUGCCUUGGGGAAGGGGCGCGUGGGGAGGGGACCCGUGAAUCCUGACCACUCUUGAACCCAGAAGGAGGACUUUGGGCCAAUUUCGGAGGAGAGAAGAAAGUGCAACGUGGGGAGAGGGAAGUGAAUUGCAGAGGGGAGGGGGAAGAGAGAGAGAGAAAGAGGGAAAGCAAAGGAUGGAGGAGAAGAACUUGGAUUCCCCUGGGUAGAUGGAAACUGCAAAAACCCAAAGCCUCCAAAACUAACCAGGUCCGCCUAACACCCCCUCCCUACCCCGAGAAGAUGGAUGUCCUCAAAAGAGAAGGAACAAACCUCCUUGGGAAUCCACAAUUUUGGGGGGUGGGUGGAUGGAAAAGCUCUGUCUCCUUAACUCAACUGCUUUGCAAGGGGAAAUCAAGCUGGGAGAAUCUUUUUCUGGCCACCUGUAGGGUAGGUUGUCAAACCAAACAGAGCCACCGUGGGACAUCAAGUGGCAGAACUUGUUUGCUUGAAAGUAUCUCAGACCCAAGGCACCUCAGGUCUCUUUGCUGUGCCUUCACUAUAUUGUCAUGUGGGUGUGUGUCUGCACCCACAUCCUCACACAUUGAUCUAGUUCAGCCUUUAUCCACUUGAAUUAUAAACAGCUCAGCUUGUCCUUGUCCCAUGUGUUUGUAGACACACAUGCAUAUUGUCCAAAGAUUAGGGUUGGCGGUGGCAGGGCAGCAGGGGAGGGACAAACACCCAAGCUGUGGGUGGCAGAGGCUCUGUGCCUGCACCUGCACUCUAGUGGCCCUGGGUGCCGCCAGACCCUUCUCCUCUGCAAAGACCCCAGCAGGAGUGGGAGGGUCUGCAAUGGCAUCACCCUGUCCCGCCUUGCCCAGAAGACUGGAGCUUUGGUUUGGGGAGGUAGAAAUAUGUGUGUCCAUAUGAAGAGAUCUGUCAGAACAGGCAGCUGUUGAGCUCGGGGUGUCUUCCCCAAGGCCUGUGGCUCCGCAGCAAGGAAGGCAAUUUGCUCCUGCUGGGGCCCUGGACUCUGCCUUAGCUCCCACCUCUCAGCCCUGUUCUUGGGUUUCAUGCCCCAGGACCAGCCUUAUCUCAGACCUGCUUACCUGCAUGAUGCCUUUUCAGGGGCUGGGGAUUGAGCCUUCCUGCUCUGCCCAGCCCUGUUCUAUUCUGCAGGGUCCCUGUGUUGGAAUUCACCCUGGGGAACCUGCUUCCUGCUCAGUGAGGCUCAGGGGAGAAACCUGGAGUCCUUAUCCUCCCCUCUGUAAGUGUUUUAGGGUCUGGCUUUUGCAGGCACCCUCUGACCUCAGCAGAGCUCCUGGGGCUGCCACCUGUACACCGUAUCGCCUACCUACAAUGCCAAACCUCGCUGUCACCCUUUCUGCCUUGGUUUCCCCAGCUGAGCCGCACUGCCCAUGCAGCAGAGGGCAGAAGGCUUGCACUUGGGCCAAAGGGCCUAAGGUCCACUGGACAGUUGGGAAGACACCUGACCACCAUUUAAGGACUCUAAGCCAGAAUGGAAAAUUCACCAGGACUCCAUUCUUAAGCCUUUGGGGGUCCCCUAGAGAGAGGCAUUGUACUGAUAUAUAAAUAUUAUAUAAUAUAUACAUGAGACAUACUGACAGAAUCUGUAAGCUAAUAAAAUGUAAGAAAAGGUUAAAAAAAGAAUAGGUAAAUUGACAAGAAGUAUUUAUUGUUUUUCCAUAUUGCUUUAUUGCCUUCCCUGGGUAUAAACCAAUUCCUAUCCCUUUUUACAUAUGUAAGUAAAGCCUAAAGUGUAGGGGGCCUUUGUUCUUGGAGCAGCCAGGGUCUCCUUGCCCUGGCCUUGGCCUUCCCUAGACUGUGUGGGGCUCAGUGUUGGGAGGGGUUGCAUAUGUUCCACCCUUUGGCCCCGUUACUUUUCAGCAAGCCAGGGGCCCAGCAGUCAGCCCCCAGGAUGUGUGGGGAGCUGUCCCUGCCUCUGCAGGCCUGAGCAAGUGUGUGAGCAUGCGGGGACAUGGGUGUGUAUGGCACACAUAGGUGUGUGUGUGCCUUUUGUAUUUUUUCUCCUCGAAGGAGCUGUGUCAGUGUGGACUUUCUAUUUCAGGGAGUUGGAAAGGAGGGUGUCUGCAGAAGGUGGAGAGCAGGGGCAGAGGCCCCACCGGCCACCCCCUGCUUCCCAGAGUGAAACCUUGUGCCUGGUGACCGAAGUCCCUCCAAAGUGCUCUUCCUUCUGAGAUAUUCAAGCCAAAUAUCUGGGUUUCCCCCUCUCCUCAUUCCCUAGCAAACCCCAGUUAUCUCCCAAGAUAGGAGAUAUUUCCCAUCUCCUUCCUUUGUAAAUAUCUCAUCUCCCACUGGACAGCCCAGGAGCCUCCUCCUGGCAUGGAUGUUCUGUCCACACUUGAGGCUGGGCGGUGUAUCAGACCCUUCAAGCAGCCUGGCUGGUGCCCGGGACUGAGUCUGGGGUCAGCUUUCAUAGUCGCUUUCCUCUCCCUCACCACCCACCACAGCCCACCUUGCAUGCAUGACCAGCCCCUCCAUUCCAGCCUGAGCUGUGUGUGCCCCUGUGGGAGGACCCGUUGAUGCCAGAAAGCUGGUAACUCCCUCCCAGCAUCCCUGCGGAAGGAGUCAGUUUCUGAGAGUGUGGCCUUUCAAGGUGAAUGAUGAGAAAGGGUUUCCUAGUCCCCACAGUGGCCCCACCUCUGGGCCCCGCACCAGAGCCCUCCUGUGUCACAGGGAGCUGUGCAGCCAUGCACACACCUACGCACACACACCACUCCACGCACACACCACUCCGCACUGCAGUAUAUUCUUGCCAAAGAUUUCCUUUAAAAGAAAGCACUUUUACUAAUUAUUAUUUUGUAAAUGUUUAUCCUCUUCUGUCUUCUCCCUCCCUCAAUCUAUUUUACUGUUGUUUAUUGUUGAAUCUGUGUGUCAGCCAGGAGAGCGCUGUCUGGCCUUGAACAUGGGCUGGGAUGGGAAAGGGUCUGGGAGAAGAUGGGCAAGAAAGAGCCUGGGAGUCAUGGCCAUCGCAGCGACGCAGACCCCAGCAGGCUCAGUCCCAUGCUGCCGCCAGCUGUCCAGCUGGGUGUCUGGAGGGAACAGGGCAGAGGAGGGUCAUGUCCUUUCAGCUGGGGGAGGGGCCCAGUGAGCUCCAUGUGGCUUUUUCCCAAGGGGAGCAAGAGGGAAGGAUUGGGCGAGAAAACAAUGGAGAGGGGACAAGAGAAGGAAAACAGGGAGGAAGUGAGCGGUUUGAUCAGCCUGCUAGCAUGGUGUUCUGGCUCUCUUAUUUAGCCAGGCACUUGAGGGACAGAUACAUCACAUUCUAAGAUUGGGAAAGACCUUUGAGCCACCUCAUCUGAGCCUCUCCUCCAGUAGCUCUGAAAGCUGUGGACACCAAUGGCCAGGAUUCCUUCUCCCCUGGCUUUUGAGGCCCCCUGGGUCUUCUGAGACUGGCCAGGAGAGGGAUGGAGGGGCCAGUGGUUGUGUGAGAGCAGGAGGGGCAGUCCUCCUGGACAAGCGUGAUGCCCCUAUAAAGGGCUCUUAGGAGGUUGGCGAGUAGGGGAUUCUGCCUUGUUCUGAUGAGCCUGUGCAGGGGCUCCAAGGGAACAUGCUGUCCAGGGAACACAGAAGGGUGGUGAGUGUGAUCAAAUCUAGUCUCACUCCCACUUUUAAUGUCACUCUCACUUUUGUCCAUCACUCCUGCCUCCUGGAUCUUCUCCCACUUUUUUUUUUUUUUUUUUUUUUCCAGUUUUAGGACCUGGAAAGAUCAUGUGAGUCAAGGGAGACACCCAAUUCUACCCCCACACUCGGGGUCCUCCAAGAGGUUAGGGGGCGGAGUCCCAGAGCAGCCCUUUACCCCAGGUCCAGGCCCUGGAAUCCUGAGACUUGCGUUUCCUUGGCCAGUGGUAACACAGGACGUGUGUGUGCAUGUGCAAGUGUGGAUGUAUGUAUGUGCGUGUGUUUUGCUCAUCUCUUUAGGGAACUUGGGGGUAGGGGUUGGAGGUGCUGGGCAAUGGAACUUCAAGUUCAAUGUUGCCCAGCAGUGAGGGGAAUCGGGAGGUGAGGCCUGUAGGGCAACCAGUUGGUGGAGUCUCAGCGAUGGCCCAGGUAAGGAGUGGGCCACCCAGAGGGGCAGGGUGGGGGCCUUGUCCCUCUUGGCCCCUCUGUCCUCAAAUGUCCAAAAUGUUGGAGGACCUCUGUUCAUAUCCCACGCCUGGGCUCUUGCCAGCAGUGGAGUUACUGUAGAGGGAUGUCCCAAGCUUGUUUUCCAGUCAGUGUUAAGCCGUUUGCAACUCUCCUGUGUCUGUGUUUGGUUUGUGCGUGUGUGUGACAGCACAUCAGUGUGUGCAGGCUGCGUUUCCCCAUUUCUCUCCUCCCUUCAGACCUGUCAUUCAGAACAAAUGUAAGAAAUCCCUUCCCACCACCCUCCCUGCCUCCCAGGCCCUCUGCGAGAGAAACAAGAUCACCCAGCAUCCUCCCCCACCCCAGCUGUGUAUUUAUAUAGAUGGAAAUAUACUUUAUAUUUUGUAUCAUCAUGCCUAUAGCCGCUGCCACCGUGUAUAAAUCCUGGUGUAUGCUCCUUAUCCUGGACAUGAAUGUAUUGUACACUGACGCGUCCCCACUCCUGUACAGCUGCUUUGUUUCUUUGCGAUGCAUUGUAUGGCUUUAUAAAUGAUAAAGUUAAAGAAAACUCUG
This is a messenger RNA of Chlorocebus sabaeus (green monkey), 10364 nucleotides long. NCBI's taxonomy places the organism in Eukaryota, Metazoa, Chordata, Mammalia, Primates, Cercopithecidae. The record is from RefSeq and is a predicted model, not a curated record.